Molecule: messenger RNA, 396 nt
Organism: Camarhynchus parvulus
Lineage: Eukaryota; Metazoa; Chordata; Aves; Passeriformes; Thraupidae
Gene: C2H8orf88
Product: chromosome 2 C8orf88 homolog
Exons: 5
Coding region: 1-396 (131 amino acids)
Biological process (GO): negative regulation of translational initiation
Cellular component (GO): cytoplasm
Molecular function (GO): eukaryotic initiation factor 4E binding
Source: RefSeq, a predicted model, not a curated record
AUGUUUCAAAAUGUUACAGAAGCAAAAAAGUUUAUUGGUAAAUCCCUUCAGCCAGCACGACCUGUGCAUCAACUGUCUUCUAAACAAGCAUCACCCAUUGCAUUAAACAUUCGGACUGAAUUACCCAGCAGCACUGAAGUAUGUUUGCAGAGUAAGGUUAACUGGUCAUCUGAAAUGACUGAAGUGAAGAUCUUAACUCAAACUAUGAUGCUCUGUCAACCAAAGCAACAUGAAUCAGGAGAAAAAAAAGAAAGGAUCCAAUACAGCAGAGAUUUCCUUCUGAAGCUUUCAAAUGUUUCUCUCUCUCAGAAGAAACCAGAGUUUCUUCCUGAUCAUCCAAUUGUACUUGAAAAGCCAGUAAAGAACAAACCUUUCAUUGACAUCUGCAAGAAGUGA